CCGCCAUUUUGUCGGUGCCGGAUCUCCAGCGCCGCCCGGAGCUGUGCCCGCGGCCGGGGUCGCCCGUGCCCGCCCGUCCGCCAGGGCAGCUCCGCCCGUGUCCUUCCGCACCCCUCGGCAUGUGAGCGCCCCGGCACCGCUGCUCUCACCCGGCUCGAGCGGCAACAGCACCGCGGCGGCCCCCCCGGCCGGGCACGGCCCCUCAGCCCGGCGCAGGCCCCGCCGCCGCCGCCGCCAUGGCGCUGAAGAUGGUGAAGGGCAGCAUCGACCGUAUGUUUGAUAAGAACCUGCAGGACCUGGUGCGCGGCAUCCGCAAUCACAAGGAGGAUGAGGCAAAAUACAUCUCACAAUGCAUCGAUGAGAUCAAGCAGGAGCUGAAGCAGGACAACAUCGCAGUGAAGGCAAAUGCAGUCUGCAAACUGACCUAUUUACAAAUGCUGGGCUAUGACAUCAGUUGGGCUGCUUUCAACAUUAUUGAAGUUAUGAGUGCUUCCAAGUUUACAUUCAAGCGCAUUGGUUACCUGGCUGCCUCCCAGUGCUUUCAUGAAGGGACUGAUGUCAUUAUGUUGACAACUAAUCAGAUCCGAAAGGAUCUGAGUAGCCCUAACCAGUAUGAUACUGGAGUUGCACUGACUGGCUUGUCCUGUUUUGUUACUCCAGAUCUUGCCAGGGACUUGGCAAAUGACAUCAUGACAUUGAUGUCUCACACAAAGCCUUACAUCAGGAAGAAGGCAGUGUUAAUCAUGUACAAAGUUUUUUUGAAGUACCCAGAGUCCCUCCGUCCUGCAUUUCCUCGCCUUAAAGAGAAACUUGAAGAUCCAGAUCCCGGUGUGCAGUCUGCUGCAGUAAAUGUUAUUUGUGAGCUGGCUCGACGCAAUCCCAAAAAUUACCUUUCCCUUGCUCCACUCUUCUUCAAGUUGAUGACGUCAUCAACCAAUAAUUGGGUUCUCAUUAAAAUUAUAAAACUGUUUGGUGCUCUUACUCCAUUAGAACCAAGACUGGGAAAGAAACUGAUUGAGCCCCUGACCAACCUCAUCCACAGCACCUCAGCCAUGUCUCUCUUAUAUGAAUGUGUGAACACAGUAAUAGCAGUUCUGAUCUCUCUGUCCUCGGGGAUGCCCAACCACAGCGCCAGCAUCCAGCUUUGUGUGCAGAAGUUGAGGAUAUUGAUAGAAGAUUCUGACCAGAACUUGAAGUACCUGGGACUGUUAGCUAUGUCCAAAAUCCUGAAAACGCACCCCAAGUCAGUUCAGUCUCACAAGGAUCUCAUUCUCCAAUGUUUGGAUGACAAAGAUGAGUCCAUCCGACUCAGAGCUUUAGAUCUCCUCUAUGGCAUGGUCUCCAAGAAGAACUUGAUGGAGAUUGUGAAGAAACUGAUGAUUCACGUGGAUAAAGCCGAAGGGACGACAUACCGAGAUGAGCUGCUGACCAAAAUCAUAGACAUCUGCAGCCAGUCCAAUUAUCAAUACAUCACAAACUUUGAAUGGUACAUAAGCAUCCUGGUGGAGCUGACCCGGCUGGAGGGCACGAGGCACGGGCACCUGAUCGCAGCCCAGAUGUUGGAUGUGGCCAUCAGAGUGAAAGCCAUCCGGAAGUUUGCGGUGUCCCAGAUGGCCAUGCUGCUGGACAAUGCCCACCUUAUCGCCAGCAACACCCAGAGGAACGGCAUCUGUGAGGUGCUCUAUGCUGCUGCCUGGAUCUGCGGGGAGUUCUCUGAACACCUUGAGGAAGCAAACCAAACCCUGGAAGCAAUGUUGAGGCCCAAAGUUACAACCCUGCCAGGACACAUCCAGGCUGUUUACGUGCAGAACAUGGUGAAGCUCUAUGCAUCCAUCCUGCAGCAGAAGGAGCAGGCUGGGGAAAAGGAAGCAGCUCAGGAAAUUACACAGCUGAUGAUUGAGCGCCUGCCUCAGUUUGUGCAGAGUGCUGAUCUGGAGGUUCAGGAGAGGGCUUCUUGCAUCUUGCAGCUAAUAAAAUACAUUCAGAAGCUACAAGUAAAAGAAGUUCCUGUAGCUGAGGAAGUGAUAGCCCUGUUUGCUGGUGAGCUGAACCCUGUGGCUCCUAAAGCACAGAAGAAAGUCCCUGUUCCAGAGGGCCUGGACCUCGAUGCCUGGAUCAAUGAGCCUCCAUCAGACAGUGAGUCUGAAGAUGAAAAGCCCAAAACAAUAUUUCAUGAGGAGGAACAAAGGCAUUCAAGACACAGGCAGCCAGAAAUAGAUGAAGAGGAACUGGCCAGACGUCGUGAAGCCCGGAAACAAGAGCAGGCAAACAACCCAUUUUAUAUUAAAAGCUCUCCUUCCCCUCAGAAGCGAUACCAAGACACUCCAGGGGUGGAACAUAUUCCUGUGGUCCAGAUCGACCUUUCUGUCCCAUUAAAAGUUCCAGGAAUGCCCAUGUCCGACCAGUAUGUGAAACUAGAAGAAGAGCGAAGGCAUAAACAGAAACUGGAGAAAGACAAGAAAAAGAAAAAACAGAAAAAGGAGAAGAGAGGGAAACACCAUCGCCACAACUCCCUGCACACAGAGAGUGAGGAGGACAUUGCUCCAGCUCACCACGUUGACAUCAUCACAGAGGAGAUGCCAGAGAAUGCUUUGCCCAGUGAUGAAGAUGACAAAGAUCCAAAUGAUCCCUAUAAGGCACUUGACAUAGAUCUGGAUAAUCUGGUUUCAGGGAAGCCUUCCAGACCCUUAGCAGACAGUGAGAAGCUGCCAGUGCAGAGGCACAGGAAUGUUGAGGCCCUGAAGUCACCAGACUCAGAAGUUCCCCUAGUAGAGAAGAAGAGCAAGAAACCCAAAAAGAAGGAAAAGAAACAUAAAGAUAAAGAGAGAGAGAAAGGAAAGAAGAAAGAGAAAGAGAAAAAGGUGGUAGAGGAGGAAGAAGAAGAAAAAAAGGGGGAAGACUUGGAUUUCUGGCUCUCCACUGCUCCACCAGAUGCUCCCACGCCCCAGCCACAGAGCGAGCCCAGAAUGGGCACUGCUGUGGUGGCUGAAUCUCAAGAGGUAAAAAAAGAAGAAAGGGAAGAGCAAGAUGAGGAGGAGGAGGAUGAAGGAAAGAAAUCCUCCAAGCAUAAGAAGAAAAAGCACAAGAAAGAGAAAGAAGAGAAAUCAAAGGAUAAAAAGAAAUCCAAAAAGAAGAGUCAUCACAGUGAGGAGGAGCCCCUGGAGUCGGUGCAGAAUGGGACACUAGAGGAUGAGCCACUACCACCCAUGUCCAGUUACCGCCUUCUCGCUGAAAACCCGUACAUUAAAAUGACCUAUGAUAUUCAAGGAAACCUCCAGAAUGACAGCCAAGUUACUGUGUCUGUUAUCUUUGAGAACAAAAGCACUAGCUUCCUUAAGAGCAUGGAACUGAAUGUCCUGGACUCUCUCAACACUAAAAUGCUCCGACCAGAAGGAUCAUCAGUACAUGAUGGGAUACCCGUGCCCUUCCAGCUCCCCCCUGGAAUCUCUAAUGAAGCCCAGUUUGUGUUUACACUUCAGAGUAUUGUUAUGGCUCAGAAGUUAAAAGGAACACUGUCCUUUAUAGUCAAAAAUGAUGAAGGUUCAACCCAUGAAAAACUAGAUUUCAAAUUGCACUUCAGUUGUGCUUCAUACUUGAUCACGACGCCUUGCUACAGUGAUGCUUUUGCCAAGCUCCUAGAGUCUGGAGAUCUGCACAUGAAUUCUAUUAAAGUAGAUGGAAUUAGCAUUUCUUUCCAACAUCUACUGGCAAAGAUCUGUUUUCAUCAUCAUUUUUCAGUUGUGGAACGUGUUGAUUCGUGUGCAUCCAUGUACAGCCGUUCUAUCCAAGGCCAUCACGUCUGCCUACUGGUAAAAAAGGGAGAGAACUCUGUAUCCAUAGAUGGGAAAUGCAAUGAUUCUACCCUGCUUAGCAACUUGUUGGAUGAGAUGAAAGAGACAUUGUCCAAGUGCUGAAUAUUCCUUAUAAAAUAUUCCAACGACCAGAAACACACCCAACGUGUAAAGACGAGCAGACCCAAGUGUUAAGUUUCUCCCUCGUACGCAUGUACUACCCUGGGGCACGUGCUUUCAGUUAACUCCACCAUUGGUUGCAGUUUAGACAUUUUAAGGCUGUAUGUUACCUUUUUAUUUUCAGAACUUUUUACAAACUGUGGUGUUAACCCUUUCUAGCCCAAAGAGAUCCUGGUGACAUGACUGGAGGAGGGAGGGGAGGAGGGAGGGAGGGAGGGGCGGGCACUAUUUAUUCAGCAGCUCAUGAUGAUCCCAUGACCUUCAUCUGUGUGGGACGGGAACUGAGCAGGACUUUAUCAACAGUAGCACAGUUUGUUGCUUGUGCUUAUGCCAGGGAAGGUUGACUUAAUCCUUAGCCAUGAAAUAUGUCUUCAGGGCUGCUGCAGUUGAUGUAUAUUUCUAGCAGAGGCUGGUGCUGGACCAGAAGGCCUCUUUUUGGUUUUUUUUUUUAUAUAUAUAUGAUUUAUUAUUAUCUCAAGAUCUAUUGUGAUCAGCAGAUAAACAUCCUCCAUCUCCUUGAGCUAAUCCAAAGGAGCCCUGUGAGAACUGGGAUGUUUGAGUUUCUGUUUAUAGUAGUUGCCUUGAGCCUUAACCUUCUUUUAGUGACAGCUGGAAGAGUCGAGUGUGGAAGCAUGAAAUGGUCUGAAAGUGUUACUGUUUGGGUCUGUGAUCCCCUCGACUGCCCCACACACGGAAUCUGUCAGGCCUCUCCCCUUUGAGCUGUAUCUGCUGAUGUGUUUUAUGAGUCCACUUCAAUUUCACAUUCCUGAACAGUUAAGCUGUAGCAAGAAACUGGAAAUCCAAAGGGGUCUGUUCCUGCUUUUUUAUCCUUUCGCUCACCAGCUGAGGUUGACCAUUGCCAGGUAGAAAAACAGCCAUGGGUGCAGCCUCUUGUGUGCAGGUCCAUGUCCUCCCUCUGGGUUCUGAAACCAGCAGGGUCAUUCUGUGUCCCCUCAGUGUCCCUCAGCCCUGCCCUUGCUGCAGUGAGAGCAGAUUUGGCAGCACAAGUGCCCCUGGGUCCCUGUGGCAGAGCCCUCCCUGCUGGGGUGCAGGAGAGAGGGAUGGAUUGGGAGCCCCUCACCCUGCUGGGGUGCAGGAGGGGAAGGAGUGAGGAUCCCCUCUCCCUGCCAGGGUGCAGGAGGGGGAGGGGGCUGGGGAGCUGCAGGUUUGGGACUAUAGCAGUUGCUUUAGAGGGAAGAAAGGAGAGUCUGGGAGGUGCCCAUUCUGCACUACUGGAAUCUUGUGGAGUCACUAACAGGAAAAGGAUGCCACGGGGUCCUGCAGAGAUGCUCAGCUGAUGUCUUUCUCCAACAUCCCUUGCUUUCAACUUAUUUUUUUAUUCCCUUUGCUCCAUUUCUUUCCUCGCUGUUCCACACCCAGUGAGGAAAACUCUGUGGAAUAGUUUUGCUUCGAGGCAUGGGUCAGGAGCAGUUGAUUGCUCCAAAAAGGUGCCCAGGGAGGAGCUGGCUGGGUCUGCACAUCUCCAGCACCACCACCACUCCUAAAACAGCAAAUCCCUACACAGGGAGCAGGAUAAAGUGUUGGUCUUAUCCCUUGGGUGAUGUCCUGUACUUUACACGUGUCUUGUGCUCUUUACACUCUUCCCACAGGAGGUAUUUUGGCAAAGGCUCUGCUCUGGUGCUCUGGGUUCCUUGCCAGGCCCAGCUCCGUGUAUGACCACGCUGCCAGGACGUGGAGGGUUUGGUUUUGGUCAGCCUCCCUUGGUUAGCCAGUUGUGUAUUAGAAACUGAACAUAUUAAAAUUGUCUUAAAGGAUAAUGUUCCUCAAUUAGUGUUUGGGUUUUUUAAUUCAUGGAUGAAAACUGUCACUUUAGCAUGUAGAGUCUCUUACAGAAUCCUGUGCAGUGAUUCUAGAAUUUUGAAACUGUAUGAUGUGUUACAUUCACAAAUUUAUUUGCUAUCAACAUUCCCUGGAAAAAAAACAAAAAAAAAGAAAAAGAAAGCAACAUACCACAAGCUGCUGUAAUGAUUUUGUGUCAAGAUGAUCCAAUAAACUUUCAAAACAAAGUUAAA
This is a messenger RNA of Parus major (Great Tit), 6004 nucleotides long. RefSeq names its product adaptor related protein complex 3 subunit delta 1 (gene AP3D1). Gene Ontology annotation, biological process: synaptic vesicle budding from endosome; protein targeting to vacuole; anterograde synaptic vesicle transport. The transcript has 33 exons. The record is from RefSeq and is a predicted model, not a curated record. Bases 237 to 3914 code for a protein of 1225 amino acids. Gene Ontology annotation, cellular component: endosome membrane; AP-3 adaptor complex; terminal bouton. NCBI's taxonomy places the organism in Eukaryota, Metazoa, Chordata, Aves, Passeriformes, Paridae.